UCUAGCUUUAGACAUGACUUCGCUUACUUACUGCUAGUCAAAGCUAUCAGAUGCAUUUGACAAAGGGCAUCACGCCAACGACCCUAACCGGGUAAGGCCGAGAUUAUCACGCUGUCAGUGUCUCUAGUCGAAUGAUAUAUUAUUCCGUCGCGUUCCUGUACAAGACUUUGUAUAUUCUUUUUAUAUUUCUCCGAUAAGAUAAUUGCAGUGCUCCAUACUACGUAUCGAGUUUUUGUUCAGGGUGUGCCACCGUCAUGAAGGCAGGAGAUCAUCAACAUCCAAACCCCAAGAUAUUACUGUCUUUCCGAUACAGUUGACAAUGUCUCCAUCACGGCCGCAAAAAAGGCCCAAAACUCUGCGCAAAUGGACUGUGAGAUUGAGCGCGCUGUUUACCAUCAUUGCGACGUUGUUGCUACUGCUCGUCGAGCAACCAUACUCUUCAAUAAGAGAUCUUAAACAACAUCACUUACCAUCAGUUCCCGACUAUAGUUUGAUAAGAUCACCCGUCUCAUUAUUCAGUGCUGAGUCGGCGGAUAUUUGCACUCCCGGGUAUAUAUUCUCUAUCCCAGAUGGCCGUUCCCCCACGAUCGUUGAUCAGAAUGGCGAGUUGAUCUGGCGGGAAAGACGCAAUUCAUUGACGCAAAAUCUUCGCGUCCAGAUGUUCCGCGGUCAGGACUAUCUCACAUAUUGGAUCAAAGAGCCAUAUAGCCAUGGCUCAUAUCAUAUGCUUGAUUCUAGCUAUACGACACGAUAUAUCGUGACCCCCGUCGGCAGGAUGAUUGAUUCCUUGCACGAUUUCACGAUAACACGCCGCGAUACUGCUCUGAUAGCAGCAAACUACAAACGCCGAGCCGAUCUCUCCGUCAUCGGUGGACCAAGAGACGGAUGGAUUCUGGAUGCAGUAUUUCAAGAAAUCGACAUCGUCACGGGGAACUUGCUGUAUGAGUGGAGGGCUGCUGAUCAUGUGUUUAUCGCAAAUACACUACAAGCACUUGAGGAUGGCGAAGGAACAGAGGACCACCCGUUCGAUUACUUCCAUAUUACCGGCGUUGAUCAAGGCCCUUCGGGUGCUUACCUCGUCUCAGCGGGGAAUAUGCGCGCGGUGAUGUCGGUUGAUGCAACUUCUGGUCAAGUUCAAUGGAACUUGGGAGGGCACGCCAAUGAUUUCAGGGCUGGUGGUCGUCCGGUUGUUGAUUUCGUAUGGCCACAUAAUGCGCGAUGGGGUGAGAAUGCAACUGUGGCAGUGAUGGAUAAAGCGGAUUCAGGUACAAAUGAUCGCGGCAUGGUUAUUCAAAUAAAUCCGCACACGGCGCAAGCUGUUGUACAACAAACAUUCAACAGCCCAAAGGAGCCAAAGGGCUUUUCUGCAGGAGACAUUCAGGUCUCGGAGGGAACAGGGAAUGUGCUCAUUAGCUGGGCCGGAGGUCGCGGGUUCAGUGAAUACACCGCUGACGGUGAACUUUUAUGCCAAAAACACAUUUCGGAUAAACUGUCUGGUUUUAGGCUUCUGAGAUCUGCUGCUUCAUCUCGUGUCUCUAAACACACAUGGACCGGAAAGCCUCUAACAAAACCCAUCAUCAAAACCUCCGUACGCAGAUUACAUGUCCAGUGGAAUGGAGCCACUGAAGUCGCCGAAUGGCAACUCCAAGCCCGCAAGCAACUUCUUCCAUCUAAACACAAUGAUCUCCAAGACCACGAAAUCGGCCGCUUCAAAAAGACCGGCUUUGAAACUUCAUUCACAGUGCCUCCGCUCAAAGGAAGUAGUGGUUACUUCCUCCGCAUUGCAGCUCUAGACCAGCAAGGACAGAUUAUAGGCUAUUCGGAUGAUGUCGAAUGGCAAGAGGCCUGGACUGGCAGCGAUUUGUCUCAGUCUCAGUUUCGAUUUUUGGCUGGGGUGUGUUUGUUUGGCGGGUUGUUGACUCUAUUGAGCACGCUACAUAUUCAUAUUCGAUUAAGGAAUCGGGAGAGGAGGAUCUUGUUACCUUUGCAUAAAUUAUGA
This is a messenger RNA of Talaromyces stipitatus ATCC 10500, 1999 nucleotides long. RefSeq lists its product as uncharacterized. Lineage: Eukaryota; Fungi; Ascomycota; Eurotiomycetes; Eurotiales; Trichocomaceae. Bases 320 to 1999 code for a protein of 559 amino acids. The transcript has 2 exons. The record is from RefSeq and is a predicted model, not a curated record.